AUGGCUGGCGGCGACCAUGUGGCCCUCCACAACAGUCUUCGCGAUCUGGUGUUUGACUAUUGCCAACGGGCUCAGGUCCGCCCAGUGCUUGAAGCCCCCGGGCUCCUGAAUGGCCAGCGACGCCCUGCAGACGUCUUGGUGCGGUCCGCCACUGGUCUGGUGCCUCGCUUGCCUGACGGCGCGCAGCCCCACAACCCACCUCCAUUGGCAUUAGACAUCGCUGUCGUGAAUGCUUUGGGGGAUACCCAUUGGGACGCCACACGACAGGCGGCUGGAGCUGCCUGCUUGGCCUAUGCUCAGCGCAAGCGGGCUCACAAUAGGACUGCGGGCCUGUGUGAAGCUGCUGGGGUUCGCUAUCUCCCCUUGGUCUGGGAGGCGCAAGGUGGGAGCACGCCUGAGACUCGGGCCUUUGUCCACCGCCUGUGCGGGGCAGUUGCUGUGGUCGAAGGGCUGGAUCCCGGAGUGGUGAAGAGCCGGUUCAGUGACCAAGUUGCUGUCUUGCUGGCUCGCGCCAGCGGGCGGGCCAUUCGUCGCCGGCAAGCUGUCGUGGGAGACAGAGCCGGCCUUCCCCUGGACCUUGGUGCAGCAUUGGCGCUGCCAGUGGCCAUUCAGCCUGGCUCAAUCAGGGCUUGGUUCCCCGCCACCGGCAUUCGGGUCCUAGACCGUAGCUUUCGCAACCGCUGGCACAUCACUUGGCUAGCCAUCUGA
Molecule: messenger RNA, 708 nt
Organism: Cladocopium goreaui
Lineage: Eukaryota; Dinophyceae; Suessiales; Symbiodiniaceae
Source: the annotation of a GenBank genome assembly